GCCGACAACGCCAGCUCGCGUGGUCUCGUCGCGCGUCCGCACUCCCCGCGAGCGAUAAUAAAGUCCUCUCCUCCAUUUCUGGCUGUUUCAUCAGUCUCAGAACAAGCCUUCCGCCCGCUGCACGUCGAGAGAGCUAGAGACGGCGUCGACGGCAGCCAUGGCCGGAGCCGGCCGCCGCCGCGUGGUGUUCUUCCCGUUCCCGUUCCUCGGCCACUUCAACCCGGUGCUCCGCCUCGCGGGCGCGCUGCACGCCCGCGGCCUCGCGGUCACCGUGUUCCACACCGAGCAGCGGGUGCCGGACCCGGCCGACUACCCCGCGGACUACCGCUUCGUGUCCCUGCCCGUGGAGGUGCCCCCGGAGCUGGUGGCGUCCGAGGACAUCGCCAGGAUGGGCAUGGCCAUGAACGACGCCUCCGAGGCCCCGUUCAGGGACCGGCUGGCCGCGCUGCUAGCCGAGGAGGCGGCGGAGGACGGCGGCGUCCUCUGCGUCAUCACCGACGUCGUGUGGUACUCGGCGCAGGCCGUGGCCAGGGAGCUCGGCGUGCCGGCGCUCGGCAUCAUGACCGCCAGCGCCGCCAUCUUCCGGGUCUACAUGGCGUACCAGACCUUGAUUGACAAGGCCUAUUUGCCCGUGCAAGACGCGCGCAAGGACGACCCAGUGGAGGAGCUGCCGCCGUACCUUGUGAAGGAUCUGCUGCGGCACGACACGAGCCGCCUCGAGGACUUCGCCGAGCUGCUCCGGCACACCGUCGCCGGGGCGCGGCAGUCCUCGGGCCUCAUAAUCAACACCCUGGGCGCCAUCGAGGCCGCCAACCUGGAGCAGAUCCGCGAGGACCUGUCGGUCCCGGUGUUCGCCGUCGCCCCUCUCCACAAACUGGCGCCGUCGGCCAAGUCCACCAGCCUGGGCGAGACGCAGGCAGACCGCGGAUGCCUCGGCUGGCUCGACACGCAGGAGCCCGGCAGCGUGCUCUACGUGAGCUUCGGGAGCCUGGCCGCCAUGGACCCGCACGAGUUCGUGGAGCUGGCGUGGGGGCUGGCCCUGAGCAAGCGGCCGUUCGUGUGGGUCGUCCGGCCCAAGCUCAUCCGCGGGUUCGAGUCCGGCGAGCUGCCCGACGGGCUCGGGGAGGAGCUGCGCGGGCGCGGCAUGAUCGUGAGCUGGGCGCCGCAGGAGGAGGUGCUGGCGCACCCGGCGGUGGGCGCCUUCUUCACGCACAGCGGCUGGAACUCCACGGUGGAGGCGAUCGCGGAGGGCGUGCCGAUGAUCUGCCACCCGCUGCACGGCGACCAGUACGGCAACGCCAGGUACGUGGCCGACGUGUGGAAGGUGGGCGUGGAGGUCGACGGCACGCAUCGGCUGGAGAGAGCGAGUAUCAAGGCCGCCAUUGAGAGGAUGAUGGACAGCGGGGAGGGGCGGGAGAUCGGGGAGAGGAUGAAGGGGCUGAAGAUGGCCGCGGAGGAUGGCAUCAACGAGCGCGGGUCGUCCCACACGCACCUCAGUGAUUUGGUCGCUCUCAUAAAAUCGUUCUGAAUUUGAAUUCCAUAUCUGUUUGAUGAUGAUGUGGUUGUCAUCUUGCUGAUUUGGUUUCUUUUCUCUCAUGUCGAAUAAAGGAAUCCUGUUUUCCGGUGGUUGAGACCGUCACAUGAACAAGGCCAGCGCAAACUUUGGGCUCA
This is a messenger RNA of Triticum aestivum (bread wheat), 1671 nucleotides long. RefSeq names its product DIMBOA UDP-glucosyltransferase BX8. The record is from RefSeq and is a predicted model, not a curated record. Gene Ontology annotation, molecular function: quercetin 3-O-glucosyltransferase activity; quercetin 7-O-glucosyltransferase activity. The coding region runs from base 158 to 1528 and encodes 456 amino acids. NCBI's taxonomy places the organism in Eukaryota, Viridiplantae, Streptophyta, Magnoliopsida, Poales, Poaceae. The transcript is spliced from 2 exons.